AUGGAGAGGUUUGCGGGCGGGGACAGAAUCAACCGGCAGGUCACCUCCGGUCCGCCCGCGGAUCUGUUUGUCCUGGUGCUGUGCACAGCAGGCCUGCACCGGUUCGGCGCGGCCAUUCUGGAAGCACCCCCUGGAUGGCGAGCAGCGCUGCUGGCCUGGCAAGUACUCAUGAUUGCCGGCAGCGCCGCCAUCCUGACGUGGCGGCUGCGCUGGAGGAAGAGCUACUUGCCGCACCGCGAGCUGUCGGCGGUGUUCAUGCGAUUGAUCUGCAUGGGCUUCGGCCUGGGGAGCCGCAUGGUGCAGCAAGUGCUCAACGACACUCCAGUGCCGAUGGCUGAUCGCGGCGGGCCAGUGCCACAGCAGGCGGCCGAGAACUAG
Molecule: messenger RNA, 378 nt
Organism: Chlorella variabilis
Lineage: Eukaryota; Viridiplantae; Chlorophyta; Trebouxiophyceae; Chlorellales; Chlorellaceae
Exons: 4
Coding region: 1-378 (125 amino acids)
Source: RefSeq, a predicted model, not a curated record